Miscanthus lutarioriparius is the source of this 777-nucleotide messenger RNA. The record is from the annotation of a GenBank genome assembly. NCBI's taxonomy places the organism in Eukaryota, Viridiplantae, Streptophyta, Magnoliopsida, Poales, Poaceae.
AUGGCAAUGAUGGACAAGUGGACAGGCCUGGGAUCGGCGCUGGCAAGCUUCUUCUUCCUCUGGUCCGUGGUGCAGAACCACAUCCCCGUCGCCUUCCGCUACCGCCUCAGCACAUGGGGAAACAAGCUCGUCUCUUUCUUCAGCCCCUACCUGGAGAUCACCAUCAACGAGUACGGCGCCGAGGGCUUCCACCGCAGCGACUUCUACCUUGCUGUCGAGGCCUACCUAUCCGACGCCUGCGCACGCCGCGCGCGCAAGCUCAGGGCCGAGCUCGGCAAGAACAGCAAGAACCUCCAGGUCUCCGUCGACGACAACGACGAGGUCACCGACGCCUUCGCCGGGGCCACCAUCUGGUGGUACGCCUGCAAGCAGUUCGCCGGGUCCCAAGUCAUCAGCUUCUACCCCGGCGAGGAAGUGCGCCGCUUCUACCGGGUCGUCUUCCACCGGCGCCACCGCGACCUCGUCGUCGACAGGUACCUGCCGUACGUCCUCGAGGAAGGCCGCGCCGUCACCGUCCGCAACCGCCAGCGCCGCCUCUUCACCAACAACCCCAGCGGCAGCUGGAACUCUUACCGUGGCAAGAACGUCUGGAGCCACGUCCCGUUCGAGCACCCGGCCACGUUCGACACGCUCGCCAUGGACCCCGACGACAAGGAGGAGAUCCUUGACGAGCUCCAGGCGUUCCGGGAGGCUAAGGACUACUACACCAAGGUCGGCAAGCCGUGGAAGCGAGGGUACCUGCUCUAUGGGCCCCAGGCACCGGCAAGUCCACCAUGA